AUGAGUCAAAUAUCAGGAACAUCCCGUCGCGUUGUAAGAAACCUUGCUCAUCGCAAGGUCGAUUGGUCUGCUGAUGUCUGGAAGGCUGCUCCCAUUGUCAACAAUGUCAACCAGUUCCGCGCUUGGGUUUCUUCUGCCGAAGGCCAAGCCGAGAAGUACAAGGCCGCUCCCGCAGCUAUUGACUUCUCCGGUGCCAAGAGCAAGGUUCGUGACACUGAAAUGAUCGAUAUGCUAGAGUCUUUCUACAAGACUGCAAAGCCUGCUCCUGAAACGCACGAAUGGGAUGCCGAGGAUAAGGCUUUCAAGACCCAACACUUUGAACAGGUUAAGGAACAAGCCGCUGUCUACGCUGAACUCAAGGAAGAUUUGCUCAAGGAAAUCGAGUUCCAAAAGGCCACCAGAACAACUGCCGAGACCACCAUCUACGAUCUCAUGUGCAACAACCCUACCAUCCACGAGGAGAUUGAAGACGAGAUCGAACGUCGUGAGUGGUUCAAGGAUAUUGGUUUGAACGCCAAGUAA
Cylindrotheca closterium is the source of this 522-nucleotide messenger RNA. Lineage: Eukaryota; Bacillariophyta; Bacillariophyceae; Bacillariales; Bacillariaceae. The record is from the annotation of a GenBank genome assembly.